Molecule: messenger RNA, 585 nt
Organism: Recurvomyces mirabilis
Lineage: Eukaryota; Fungi; Ascomycota; Dothideomycetes; Mycosphaerellales; Teratosphaeriaceae
Exons: 2
Coding region: 1-585 (194 amino acids)
Molecular function (GO): protein dimerization activity
Source: RefSeq, a predicted model, not a curated record
AUGCCCUUUAUGAGCAGCGACUUCUCGACUUUCCAGGACGCUCAGCUUCCGCGACAAGCUUACAUGCCAAUAAAUGCCACUUACGACAACAGCUCUUAUCCGGCUGCGUCUGAAGUGCAACAAGGUCAGGGCUCGACAGACAACGACUUAGCAGCUUGGCUGCCAGAUGCUACCGACACCAAGCAAGCUGACCUGAUGGAGAUACCACUGCCAUCGAGCAGCACAAAUGCCGUCCAGAGGACAACAACUAAAAGAGCUCCAGGAGGCGAGAUUACUCGACCCAAGGGUCGCAGAUUACCACACAACCUCAUUGAGCGACGAUACCGCGACAACCUCAAUCGCCAAAUUGAAGUGUUGCGCGAUGAGCUGCCGACGUUCAAAUCGAUCGUCGCAUACACAGCCGACAUUGAGGAUACUACAACGUCUCUCGGAGCUGUACUUGAGCAAGAGCGCGGGCAGGCCACCACACGCAACACGCUGCUGUGUGAGCAAGUGGAAGGUCUGCAAAAGCUAGUCCGGUGCGAUGAUUGCGCAAUCGUUAAGUAUCUGGAAGGGAUGCAACCGCGCAUGGUGACUGGUCAUUGA